Molecule: messenger RNA, 771 nt
Organism: Haemonchus placei
Lineage: Eukaryota; Metazoa; Nematoda; Chromadorea; Rhabditida; Trichostrongylidae
Source: the annotation of a GenBank genome assembly
AUGCAUACAACGCAUCCCGCACUCGGCAACGGGCGAAAGUCCUCAUUUCUUGGUUACGGACGCGAUCCACAGUAUCCGUCCUCGGUGAUACCAAGGGAACAUCUGUCAUCCUACCAAUUCAACUAUGAUGACUAUAAGACCGAGCUUCUUGCUGGACUAAAGUCGGCCCGCGAGUGUAUUUCGGAGCGUGCUGAAGAGAACCGCACGGCAAUGAAAAACAGCUAUGACAAAAGCAGCAGCCGUCGCUCCCACACGGAAGACGUGGAAACAAUUGGCUUCUGUUGUCCUGAAACUUACAUGCACCAUAACCAGCAUCUCUCUUGUGCGAUGGCACGACCGUGGGGUACGAUCAUCCCAAAUGCACCGAUUCCAGAGCUUAUCACGAAGACGCCUUAUGAGCUCGGACGAGCGAUCACAAUAGCAAUGCAGACACAUGUGUCAGAUGCUGUGAAGCGUGAUCUAUUAGUGGAUGACUCAUAUGUUACUUUAUCUCCAACAGGUUUAGCCAUUGCGUAUGCAUAUUUUCGUGGGGCGUGUAUGCACCUCAGUCAGAUGAUUCGAGUAGCGCAGCUGGAGGCGAGGGAAAGCCACCGACAUCGGAACGGGCACGAAGCGUUUGACGCGGAUCGCGUUGAAUGGGAGGCCCUUAAGAGUUCGAUCUUGUUGAAGCCAUGGACCAUCGAUAGGUGGUCGGCCAUGAGAUGCAAGAGAACGAUCAUUCUGCUUCCAGCUGGAUUCGAGAACCACACGGAAGGCUUCACCAAGGACUAG